AUGGGCAGCACCAGUACUUCUUCACCACCCCAUGUAGUGAUUUUCCCAUUCAUGGCUCAAGGUCACACUCUUCCAUUACUAGACUUGUCCAAGGCAUUAGCCAGCCGCGGCACAAGAGUAACCAUCAUCACCACCCCAGCAAAUGCUCCAUUUAUUCUUUCCAAAAACUCUACCCACCCAACAAUCUCUUUGUCCAUAAUCCCUUUUCCAAAAGUUGAAGAAUUACCAGAAGGUUGUGAAAAUGUUAACCAUCUCCUUUCUCCGGAUCUCUUUGUCCCUUUUAUAAAUGCCACCAAACUACUCCAACAGCCUUUUGAAGAUGUCCUUAAAGAGUUGUGUGAUUCUGAUAGCACUACUCCAAUUUGUGUUAUCUCUGACAUGUUUUUGCCUUGGACAGUUGAUUCAUGUUGCCUGUUCGAUAUUCCUCGGAUUGUCUUCAGUGGGAUGGGUGUGUUGCCUACGGUAAUUGAAAGAAAUGUCUCAUUGCAUGUUCCAUGCAUUUCUAGUUUGCUCCACUCUGAGCCUAUAAAUUUGCCAUCAGUUCCAUUUCCAUUAAACAAAACUGACUUCCCUGGCUUUGCUUGGCGUGGUGAUGAAAAGCAUCCAAUGCUGCCAGUUAUUUCAGAGAUCGAACAGGCAGAGCAUAAUAGUUGGGGUUACGUAGUUAACAGUUUUGAAGAGCUUGAAGGGGACCAUGUUGCUGCCUUUGAAAAUCACAAAGAGACCAAAGCAUGGCUUGUGGGUCCACUUCUGCUUCAUGAUCAAAGCAAACAAGAUUUGAUGAAUUCAGGGUCCAAAGACGUUGAUCAAAAGCAAUUUAGUCCGUACAUCAAGUGGCUGGACCAGAAAAUGGAAGGAGUGGGUCCAGGUAAUGUGAUCUAUGUGGCAUUCGGUUCACAAUCAUAUAUGACAGAUUUACAAAUGGAGGAGAUUGCUCUUGGGUUGGAGAUGGCAGGACAGCCGUUCAUUUGGGUGGUCAGAUCCAGAACAUGGGUCCCACCAGUUGGGUGGGAAGACAGGGUCAAGGAGAGAGGGUUGGCCAUACGUGAAUGGGUAGACCAGAGGGGUAUACUAGAACACCCAGCAAUUGGUGGGUUUCUGACUCAUUGUGGAUGGAAUUCAGUGUUGGAGGGCUUGUCAAUGGGUGUGCCACUGUUGGCUUGGCCUAUGGGAGCAGAGCAAGGAUUGAACGCUAGGUAUACGGAAAUGGGGCUAAAAGCAGGGCUCAUGGUCCUUCAAGAACGCGAUGCAAAAGAUGACCCUAUGACCGUUCAACAUAAUGUGAUUUGUGAUUCAGUGAAGGAGUUGAUGAGAGGUGACCAAGGGAAGAAGGCUAGGGAAAGGGCACAGGAGUUGGGGAGGAAGGCAAGGCAAGCUGUGGAAAAAGGUGGAUCAUCUGAUAAGAAAUUGGAUGAACUAAUUGAAUGCCUGACUCUAAAGACAAGAAUUCAAGGACGACCAGCUAAUCCAAAAGGUUAA
Molecule: messenger RNA, 1479 nt
Organism: Populus nigra (black poplar)
Lineage: Eukaryota; Viridiplantae; Streptophyta; Magnoliopsida; Malpighiales; Salicaceae
Product: scopoletin glucosyltransferase-like
Exons: 1
Coding region: 1-1479 (492 amino acids)
Molecular function (GO): UDP-glycosyltransferase activity
Source: RefSeq, a predicted model, not a curated record